This is a messenger RNA of Solanum verrucosum, 942 nucleotides long. RefSeq names its product F-box protein At5g65850-like. Bases 1 to 942 code for a protein of 313 amino acids. Lineage: Eukaryota; Viridiplantae; Streptophyta; Magnoliopsida; Solanales; Solanaceae. The record is from RefSeq and is a predicted model, not a curated record. The transcript has 2 exons. Gene Ontology annotation, molecular function: protein binding.
AUGGAAUUCGAAAAAAGUGAAGUCUCAAUUCCUCAUGAAAUAAUUUUUGAAAUAUUCUCAUGGCUUCCUGUUAAAUCGUUAAUGCGUUUCAAGUGUGUUUCCGGAUUAUGUAAUUCUCUGAUAUUCGAAUCAGAUUUUUUGCAUAUCCAUAGAUGUCGUUCUAGCGGAACAAAGUUCUUACUCCAUAAAUGGAAUUCUUUUUACGCUGUUGAUCUAAAGGAAGAUGGAAAUAUCUCUACCUCCCUUUUACUAACUGAGAGAUUACCUACAUAUUCUGGUUUGAAUUGUGCUAAUGGUUUAUUUUGCGUUUGGGAACUAUAUAACGGACAACCUGCUUUGAUUUUCAAUCUCAGUACAAGAGAAGUAAGAUUUCUUCCGAACCCAAAUAAAGGCAUAGAUGAAUCGUGGAGAGAGACUCAAAGUAUUUACCCUUAUCUUCCAUAUGGUAAACCUAGUGUUUGCAUUAGUGGAGUUAUCUAUCAGUCUGUUAGAAGUGUUGUUUUUGGUGAUCAGAAAUGUGCUAUAGCUGCAAUUGAUGUUAAAUCUGAAAAAGUCGAAAUUAUUACAUUGUGGAUUGAAUCUUACCGGCAAGAUUACAAGUUGAUAGAGGUGAAGGGAAAGUUAGCAAUUGUGGAUUAUCAUCGGGUAAAGAGUUUCGACUUGUGGAUUUUGGAGCAUUCUCCAACAAGAGAAUGGAAGAGACGUAACAUUCCAUUUCCUUCAAAAUGGAAUUACGAAGUGUCUAGACCUAUACCAUCCAUCACUUCCCGCGAUGGGAAGAUUGUAUUCAUCUGCGAGUUUAAGCCAAAGGAUUUAUGCUGGUGUUAUGAUGUCAGUGCAAGGAGAAGGAGAUGGACAAAAUUAGAAAUCGAGCAUCUUCCUGAGAAGACCAGCAUCCAUCGCAUUUAUAGUUAUGUGGAGGCUUUAGAUCGUAGCAUUUAG